This is a messenger RNA of Umbelopsis ramanniana AG, 528 nucleotides long. RefSeq lists its product as uncharacterized. The transcript has 4 exons. Gene Ontology annotation, molecular function: RNA binding. The record is from RefSeq and is a predicted model, not a curated record. Gene Ontology annotation, cellular component: SMN-Sm protein complex; U4 snRNP; precatalytic spliceosome. Gene Ontology annotation, biological process: spliceosomal snRNP assembly; mRNA splicing, via spliceosome. The coding region runs from base 41 to 364 and encodes 107 amino acids. Lineage: Eukaryota; Fungi; Mucoromycota; Umbelopsidomycetes; Umbelopsidales; Umbelopsidaceae.
CUGAAAGUCGGGCAUUUCAGUGUUGAAAUUCCAAUUUUUGAUGGGUCACGUGCUCAAGUGCUGCGAUACAAACAUCGCGGUUGACUCGCUCUUCCUACAUCACCCACUCAACUCGGUAAUCGCAACUAUGUCGGCAAAAACUGCGACCCCAGAACUUAAAAAAUAUAUGGACAAACGUCUUUCCUUGCAACUCAAUGGAUCCAGAAGAGUCACUGGAAUCUUGCGAGGUUACGAUCCUUUCAUGAACGUUGUAUUGGACGAUACCAUUGAAGAAGUCAGUGCCACUGAAAAGCAUAACAUCGGCAUGGUGGUCAUCCGUGGUAAUAGCAUUGUCAUCCUGGAAGCACUGGAGCGUAUCUCAUAAACGCUUUAACAUCAAAAAUAAAACGCCCUCAUGUUGUAGAUAUUUCCUGUCUCCCAAAUAUUAAAAACAUCGUUUCUUAUUAUUUUCUUAUAACAAAGCUUGUGGAUGAAAGUUUUCCAUGGUGAACGACGUUGUGCUUGCCAGUCACGUCGGUCGUGUCGUGG